ACCGUGGUACCGUGCAGAACUAGAAAUAGCCGUUUGUCAGGCGUUUAAUGACAACGAACGAAAAAGGUCAUGCUAAAAAUUUAGAUAAAAGGGUAAAAAAGGUUAGCAACAGAAGUUCUGUAGAUACAUCAAAGAUAGUAGAACAAUGAACUUGUGUCGGAACUUUUCAUACAGCUUAUCAGCGAGUCUGCCCAACCGCAGUAUAAGCACAACAUGUUGUCUACAGGAGCUCAGAAAGUUGGCUAGAGUUAAAGUUGUGGACAAUAGCAUGCUGGGCAGGAAAGCAGUUUUGGCUGGCAAAAAAGUGAAAAUAAUUCAUGUGUACAACAAACCAGCAAUAGGAUAUAUUGGUGAUAAAGUUUUGGUAACUGUCAUGGGGGAGAAAAAGAAAGCAUACAUUGUAGGUUGUGUGCAGAAGCAGAAACCAAAUGUUCCAAAAUUUGAUACAAACAAUGUUGUGCUUGUUGAAGAAUCGGGAGCUCCAACAGGAACUAGAAUACGUGUUCCCAUACCAUCAUGUCUACGUGGAAAGGAAGGAGACUUCACUAAGAUAUUGUCAAUUGCCACAAAAUUUGUUUGAUAUUAUUUAAUAACAGUGUGUUCUGUUGAUGCAUAAGAAUUUAACAUGAUUGAAGGAACAACUUGUACACUAAAAUUUUACUGUGUGAUAAAUAGGAAACAACCUGUGUCUUAUUCUUAAGAAAGCUGAAUUUGGAGACUAGUCUAAAAGUUCAGACAUCUGGACACUAUAUUGAAAUUGACCAGUGGCAAUGUUGCAACCUCAGACUGAUCUUCAAAAUGUCAGUAUAGUUUUGAAGUUCAGACUCUUUCAUUCAGACUGUGUUAAUGGAAAAAAGCAGUUGGACUUUUGUAGCUUAUUUGUUGUUGAUUGUGAAGAAGUACUGGUGUGCAGAUUAAAGAGUCUUGAAUGUUAAA
Molecule: messenger RNA, 936 nt
Organism: Mercenaria mercenaria
Lineage: Eukaryota; Metazoa; Mollusca; Bivalvia; Venerida; Veneridae
Product: 39S ribosomal protein L14, mitochondrial-like
Exons: 3
Coding region: 146-580 (144 amino acids)
Biological process (GO): translation
Cellular component (GO): mitochondrion; ribosome
Molecular function (GO): structural constituent of ribosome
Source: RefSeq, a predicted model, not a curated record